AUGUCCAAAGGAGGUUUUCCCACCUUCCAAAAUGCUAUCUUAGGCCUUCAUAAAUCCUUAAUAAACUUUCUAACCUUCUACAGCUGUUGUGGGAAGUCCAAGGUGAAAAAGUCUAUCAGAAGGAAGAAUAAAGAUGACACAAUACAGAGUGUGUCCUUGCUUAACGAAACCUUUGAUUACAAGAAGAAAGAGCGAGUAAACUGCACCGUCUGCUUAGAAGAUGUUGAUUAUUACCAGCACAAGUUUAUACAGAGGCAGUGUGAUAAAGCAACAGGGCAUGUCAAGGAAGAGCUUAAAGGAGAGCUCAAUGAUAAAGAAAUGAUAGCUGUCAUUUAUCAGAAAUAAUAAGAAAGCAACUACUCAGGAUGAGAAAAACCGGAAGCUUUGUCCUCAAAAUAAGUUCAAGAAAAAUGAGAAACUGAGGUUGUAUGGGAUUAAACAAAAAGAACUAGAAGAGAAAAAUGAAGAGGUUCUUGAUUGUAUGGAAGCUGAUGGAAUUGCUAUCCUGACUGAAUGCAAGCAUGUGUUUCAUAACAUAUGCAUAAAUUCAUGGCUUAAACAAAAUAACACUUGUCCAAUAUGUAGAGAACAAAUAUAUCCGCGCGAUGCUGAUGGUGGAUUAGGACAAGCCUUAAUCGGCAUACUUAUACUCAACGCUCUCCUCCGAGACUCCGAAAGCAAUGGUCCUUCUUCUAGACGCUCCCGUCACUCAAGACGUUCCCAAUCCUCCAGCGAUACCUCUAGAUCAUCUCUCCCCUUCCCUCUCCCCAUAAGCCCCGACUCCAUAAGAUCAAUCCACCUCCCCUCAGGCCCAUAAAAUCCCUGCAUAAUUUCCUUCAAUUCUCCACACA
Moneuplotes crassus is the source of this 851-nucleotide messenger RNA. NCBI's taxonomy places the organism in Eukaryota, Ciliophora, Spirotrichea, Euplotida, Euplotidae. The record is from the annotation of a GenBank genome assembly.